GUACAUGGUUGCACAUACUCUACGUUACAUAAGCAAAACGCUCAUAGCGAACGAGGCAACUGCUCGGGCUUCCACACCAAACGCACGGCGCACGGUACCAUGUGUACACCAUGAUACUAUAGUUGCAUAGGGUUUAUGUCCAUGACAAAGUAGCAUCUCUUAGCGCCUGGGAGCAGGGGCGGCUGGGAGCAUGCCGCUCAUAUACAGCAGCGUCUCCCAAGGCACAGUGACGCUCGCCGAAUAUUCCGCCUUUGCGGGAAACUUCGGGGCGGUUGCAAGAGAAUACCUUGCAAAGGCUAGCAGCAAUGAGGGCAAGUUUACCUACAUCGUGGAUGGCCACACCUUCAACUUCCUUAAUCGGGGCGGAUUUGUCUACCUGGCAGUCGCAGAUGAGGCUUACAGUCGUGCCAUCUGCUCCGCCUUCCUUGAUAAGAUGGCGAGUGAGUUUGCGCCCAAAUACUCGGAAAAGGCGCUUCCAGGGGCGAAGGAGGGCGCUCUGAACUCCUCCUUUGGCAAGCAGCUGAAGCAGCUUAUGGAGCACGCAACACAGUACCCGGAUGCCUACUCCAAAGUGGCUUCCGUACAGUCAAAGGUUGACGAGGUGAAGGGCAUCAUGACGGAGAACAUCGAGAAGGUGUUGGCGCGCGGAGAGAAGCUGGAGCUGCUCACGGACAAGACAGAGAACCUGAUGUUCGAGGCUGACCGGUUCGUGCGCACCGGCCGCUCUCUGCGCCGCAAGAUGUGGUGGCAGAACUGCAAAAUGAAGAUCGUGGUGGCCUUCGCCGUCAUCCUGCUGGCGCUCGUCAUCUUCCUGCUCGUCUGCUUCUCGGGAGGAAACUGCCUCAAGCACUAGGGUGGCAAAAUAGAAUGUAAGAGCAGCAACGGGGCAGGAAACGGGGCACUAGGGGGGCAGGAAGGAGCAGGAAACCCUUCAUGGCUCCAAAGCCAUCCGUGAAGCGAGCAAGGGGUGCUGUCCUGACUGUCUAGGAGUACUCGAGAGAGGCAAUGGCUGGCUCCUUUACUAGAUUGACGUGGCGUGUGGAUGAAACAUCUGGUACGAAGGUUUUAAUUCCUGGGGGCGCCCCCCGGAAGGGUCCGUUGGGCUCCACAGUUCCAUACCGUGAGAACGGCAGCCAGAAGGGCAGCACGUUCGGAUGCAAAGGAUGCAAAGGAGGGGGGAGGCAGGGGCGCUGCUGCUGUCCUGUAUGUGUGUUGGGUCCGUGUCGAGUUAGUUGGGCGGCGAUGGCCGCGGUGACGGAGCCUGCGGGGAAGGGAGAUCGUCACGAAGGA
Astrephomene gubernaculifera is the source of this 1290-nucleotide messenger RNA. Lineage: Eukaryota; Viridiplantae; Chlorophyta; Chlorophyceae; Chlamydomonadales; Astrephomenaceae. The record is from the annotation of a GenBank genome assembly.